GUUUGAUGGUCUGUUACUUAAUCCACUGAGGUCGUUCGUUCUCAAUAUGUGCACCGUCGCUGACAUGAUUGGCGUCGACCAAGCAGCUCCUUGGUGAAACGCCAGUCAACCAUCACAUCAGCAGCUGCACCCAUACUGAUCAACGGCGGCUCACUCGUUAACUCACCCGACUCGCUCAUGCACAUCUCAUUGACUAGGGAUGGAAUGAGCUUUGGUUCACAGACAGACAGACAGACAGACAGACAGACAGGCAGGGCACUACUAGACAGACCGACACAGGCAGAAAGCAGCCAGGGACACACACUGGCCAUGCACAUGAUUGACAGACAGGUGGAUGGGAUGAAUGUACAACUAGACAGACAAAGAUUAUGGCCGGGGCCAAAAGCUAUCUAUCUACCUACGCGGGCGGACAUUACAUGCAUUAGGCACACACAUACACACCACACACACACCACACACACACACGCUGCCGUCCGUUCCUUCUGGCUGCAUCCAUGCCACAUGGACAUGCUGACAUGACCGGGUGGAUGGAUGGGUGGGUGGCUGACCACACACUAACCGCUGCACACACAAACUCUUUAAGACGCGUUGUCCUUCCUUCCUCCCUCCUCUCUCCUCGCCCUAGCGACCCACACACAUACACACUCACUCACAGAUCUACACGUACCUCCCUGGCUACCUUGUCCGGGCCAAUGCAUUGCCCCCGCCCCUCUCUCCCACCCACCCACCCAUCUCAUACACACACACAUCCAUGGGCGGGCUACUCAGUUGCUCUGUCUGUGUCGGUGCGUGCUCCGAGCUUCGACAGGAGCGAGAUGAUCUGCUCGGCGUCCACCGUCUCAGCCUUCUGCGAGGGGGACGACUGGGCCGCCUGGGCUGUGACGGGAGGAGAACCACUGCUCGUACUGCCGCUGGCCUGGUCCCCACUGCUGCUGCUGGUGGUGUUGUUGUUGAGGAACGGCUUGUCCUUCCGCUGAUGCUUCGGGAUCUGACACACAUACACGCACACACAUACUGAGCGUCGAGACAGAUGGGUGGGCAGGGUGUCGGUGGGUUACGAGGUUGAGCUUGGCGGAUGAGGGUGGUGGCGCCACGACCUGUGUGGCCAGCAGAUGGGAGCCCUGGGACUGAUCAAACAAACGGGGAGGCGCUAUCUGCAGCCACACACACACACACACACACGCAUCCAACUAUGCGUCAAAGAUCAUUGAUGUGGGUGGCCCAUUGGGGUAAGGUGUGUGUGGCCGAUGGUUGACCUGUUUGGCGAGGUGUGGCGGUAUGCCGCGUAGGUCGACGCCCGGCUCGGCCGGCGGCAGCUGCAUCGGGGGGUACGCUGUGGGGGCCGUGGUGGGGUCCAUCAUCGGAGGCAUCAUCUGCCCACCGGGCUGACGGCUCAUGGCGCACAGAAGCGCCAACUCCUGACAAAGCAAGUAAACACGCACACGUGUAUGUAUGUGGAUGAGCGCUCAUCGUCGAGGUGUGGUGUGCAUUACCUCCCGGUUGGUGCCCUCAGCGACGGUGCGUGCGAGGUUCUUCCUGAUCUCCCUCUCCAGGGCCGGCGACCAGUCGGCGGGCGACAGCGGCACACCCAUACCCAUGCCCAUACCCAUGCCGCCCGCCUGCUGCGGCAUCAUCAUCAUCCGCCCUGACAUCUGGCCCAUCACAUCCGCCGUCAGGGGCGGGCUGUGGGGGUCCAUCAUGGCGUCCCAUGGCUGCUGCUGCUGCUGCUGCUGGUGUGGGAGCGGCGGGACGGCGGCCAUCAUGGGGACUGAUGAGGUCAUCAUGGUGGUGUUGCCAGGGGCCGCACCCUGCUCCACCCUGAUGGCCUCGUCCGUCGCUGCCCUCGUCUGCGCCGCCUGUGCGUGUGUGAGGGGCGGUGAGGUGAGGGACACCGACCGCUCGCCAAUGGAUCCCUCCUGCGGCUGCCGAUGGCCUGUCGUGGUGGUGUUUGGUGUGAUGGGGUGGUCGUCCCGCUGCUCGGUGGAGCUGCUGCCGCUCGACGACGAACACGGUCCCCCGUCGCUCGACCCAGGGUCAGUCGACGUCAGCAGCGCAGCAGCACGCUGAGUGUCGACGCCCUGAGCACAUACAGUCACAUCCAUCCAGGGUGGAGAUCGGAAUCUUCUACAGGUGGUUGUCCUUUGUGCGAUGGGGUCUGUCUGGCCAGACCUGCGCCUUGAGCGCCUCCAGGCUUUUGUAUACGGUGUCCAUCUGCUGCCGCAGACCUGUACACCACCACACACGUCCAUAGCCAUGCACACAUCACAUGCACCACGCGGCAGUGUCCAUCUCUCACUCUCUUUCGGACCUGCGAGUGCGGCUUCCUGUCUGGCCUUGAACUCCUGGAGGCUCUUCUCGAGGCUCUGCUGCUUCUCCUCCAGCCGGCACUGCUUCUCCUCCAGCGACGCACGAAGCGUACUCAAACCUGCACACACGCACACACACGCGCACACCAACAGAUCCACAGUCCACGUGAGAUGCAUGGAAUUGCUGGCGGAUCUGGCAAGGUGGCGUACUUGCGUGUGCGUCAGGCAUCGAGCCCUCUUUGUGCUCUUCUGCCAUCUCCC
This is a messenger RNA of Vitrella brassicaformis, 2567 nucleotides long. Lineage: Eukaryota; Vitrellaceae. The record is from the annotation of a GenBank genome assembly.